Messenger RNA from Perca flavescens (yellow perch), 2563 nucleotides. RefSeq names its product prostaglandin E receptor 4 (subtype EP4) a (gene ptger4a). Gene Ontology annotation, biological process: adenylate cyclase-activating G protein-coupled receptor signaling pathway; cellular response to prostaglandin E stimulus; positive regulation of cytosolic calcium ion concentration. Gene Ontology annotation, molecular function: prostaglandin E receptor activity. The record is from RefSeq and is a predicted model, not a curated record. The transcript is spliced from 2 exons. Lineage: Eukaryota; Metazoa; Chordata; Actinopteri; Perciformes; Percidae. Gene Ontology annotation, cellular component: plasma membrane. Bases 271 to 1629 code for a protein of 452 amino acids.
GGCCAGUGAAAUGUGUUUCUGUCGGAGUCUGUCUAGCUGAGGAUGUGAUAGUUGUCGUCGCUAACCACAGCAGCCACAUGAUGCUCUGCAAGGGGAAGCACUUUUUUAGAAGUUGAUAUUAAGAUAAGGUGCAAACUGUUUUUUUUUCUGAAUUGACAAUGUCGCCUAGGCUUAUUUCAAAUGCAAAUAAUCCUCCUGCUCUGGACUGGAAAUACUGGCGUUAGGUAAAGUUGUUUCACUCGUGUUGAACGGCAUUUGAAGGACAUAACAAUGAAUCAUUAUAAUGAAUCCAUGACAGGGAAAACCAUGGUCCCGACCAUUCCGUCUAUUAUGUUCAUUUUCGGGGUUGUUGGGAAUGUCAUCGCCAUCGUGGUUCUUUGUAAAUCUCGCAAAGAACAGAAAGAAACCACGUUUUACACGCUGGUGUGUGGACUGGCCGUCACGGACCUCCUGGGCACACUGCUGGCCAGUCCGGUCACCAUCGCCACUUAUGUGAAAGGCUCGUGGCCCGGAGAGGACCCGCUGUGCCAGUACUUUGGAUUCACCUUGCUUUUCUUCUCUCUGGCGGGGCUCAGUAUCAUCUGCGCCAUGUCGGUGGAGAGAUACGUCGCUAUAAACCAUGCUUACUUCUACAAUGACUAUGUGGACCAAAAACUGGCGGGUUUGACUCUUUUGGCUAUCUACAUCUCAAACGCGCUUUUCUGCGCCCUGCCGAUAAGCGGCUUUGGACAGGUGAAGAAGCAAUACCCGCAAACUUGGUGUUUUUUAGAGUGGAGGAGCAACAAGACCAGCGAUGCCGCUUACUCCUAUAUGUAUGCGGGUUUCAGCUCUAUUCUUAUUCUCGCCACUGUUAUCUGUAACGUGCUGGUGUGCGUGGCUUUGAUCCGGAUGCACCGACGCUUCGUACGCAGGAUGUCACUGGGAACCGAUCAGGGGCGCAACGUGGACCCGCAGAGGAGAGGACGCAGCUUUGGACGUCUGGCCGGUGCAGAGAUUCAGAUGGUCAUUCUUCUUAUAGGCACUUCGAUAGUGGUGCUUAUUUGCUCCAUCCCACUUGUUGCUCAGGUGUUUUUGAACCAGCUGUAUAAGACUCCAGUGGAGCUGAGGUUGGAGAAAAACCCUGAUCUACGAGCGAUACGCUUCGCCUCUUUUAACCCCAUUCUUGACCCCUGGAUCUACAUCCUGCUCCGCAAGGCUGUUCUUCUCAAACUCAUUGAAAAAAUCAAGUGCUUGUUUUGCAAGAUGGGAGCACGGAGGCAACAGAGACAGGAAAACUUCAACUGUAUAGAUGCUCAUCAACUCUCCUCUGCCAUCUCUAACCGGGACUCACACUCCCUGGUUUCUCAAAACCUGCAAGACUUCACCUGCAGCUCCCAGACCUUCCUCUACCUGCAAGAGGGAAGUGAAAUGUACAACGAAAGCUGCUAUGAAGCAGAUAGAGUCUCUGGUUUACGACCUUCAUCGGUCAGAAACUCACAAGCUUCCUAUUCGUCUGAGCAGGGCAGCGUUGAGGUUCAGAGUAGAGAAGGGACAAAUGUAUAUAGGGACCUUUCAGCUCUGCCAUGCCCAAAAGACCCAGCACUUCAGGUGUCGUUAAGCACUGAGACAGUGGAGGAGAAAUGUAUCUGACUUAUCUCUGAGUUAGGAGAAAGUUCUCAGUUCCCUCGGGUAGAUUGUCCACUGAAUGACUUCCUCCAAAAGUAAACUUUUAAACCUCGGAAAAAUGGGAGGAAGGCACAUGAAAAUAAUAAAAGACUCUUCUUGUAAAGUCGGGCACAUGAAGCUAGAAAGAGAAAAAGAUAAUCUUGAAGUGCUUUGAGCUUUAUCGUCUUGUUGCUCUCUGUUUCAGCACCCAGCUACCUCAAGUGAUGACCAUCUCUGACUAUGUGAGCAGAUUUGGUUAUUUUGCCCAAAACAGAUGUUCUAACAGAGACAACCUACUUUUUCAUGACGCAAGUGUCAGUGAUGGAAAAGCUAUCCUUCCUUAUAUCAGUUACUUUAUUCAAUCAUUGUGGAACUCUUUACUGUAAAGUAGAUGGGGCUCAGUUGUUUAGAAUAAGUGAGUCACAAGCUUGUGGUCAAUAUGGUAAAUGAAAGUAAUCACUAGUUCUUCCAUUGUAUGGAUUGGAUUUAACAAACUCUAUUGUACAGUGCUUCUCGAAGGACGUGUUGUGUUAGUUCCAUGACAGUGCAGUAUUAUUAUGUGAUAAACACGACUAAUUGUUCCAUAGCCCUGGAUAAACACACAUUUCAAUCAGGAGUGACUUUGUUGCAGAUAUGCAAAGAUUUAUUGUACAUAAGCAUAAUAUGAAAUGUACAGAGUCUUUGGGGAUUAGACUCCCUCCUUCAAAAUAUUUUAAAGGGGUAGAGAAGCCAGACAUAUUCCCCCCCGAUGGAGCCACUGGUGAUGGCGGAGAGGGAACCCGGAGACUGAACGAAGGACCUGUUUGCCGGAAAGGGACUCAGGUUGCAGUGGUUGGCGAUGCCCGGAGGUGGAAGGGGAGGAGGAGGGUUGCACGUUUGCCUGAAAAGACAGCUGAUAGCAAGGAGAGAAGACAUUUAA